AUGGCCCUCUACAUUGAGCGGUACCUCAACUAUGGUAUCACCCGGGAAGAACUGAUGUCUGGUAAACCAAUAAUCGGAAUAGCACAGUCCGGGUCCGACUUGUCUCCAUGCAACCGCCAUCACCUCGAGUUGGCGAAACGGGUUCGAGAAGGUAUCAGGUCCGCCGGAGGGAUCGCCUUUGAAUUCCCCACGCAUCCUAUUCAGGAGACUAGCAGGAGACCCACUGCUUGUAUUGACCGAAAUCUAUCGUAUCUGGGCCUGGUAGAAAUUCUCUUCGGAUAUCCCUUGGACGGUGUAGUCCUCCUGACGGGCUGCGACAAGACUACUCCCGCCGCUCUGAUGGCCGCGGCUACAGUGAAUAUCCCAGCAAUAUGCUUGAAUGUCGGCCCAAUGCUUAACGGUUACGUGAAGAAGGACCUGGCGGGGUCCGGAAUGGUAUUGUGGACGGGUAGAGAGAUGUAUGCGGCAGGUGAGAUCAACAAGGAGGAAUUCAUUGACUAUGUGUCCAAAGGUACACCAUCAGUGGGACAUUGUAACACGAUGGGAACAGCAUCAACUAUGAAUGCUUUGGCAGAAGCGCUUGGAAUGGCCCUACCUGGGUCGGCUGCCAUACCGGCUCCGUAUCGUGAACGUGGCCAAUGUGCUUACGAAACAGGUUUGCGUAUUGUCGAAAUGGUUCAUUCCGAUCGGAAGCCCAGCGAUAUUAUGACUCGAGAGGCUUUCGAGAAUGUUAUUGUAGUUAAUACUGCUAUCGGCGGCAGUACCAAUGCCCCUAUUCAUAUCAACGCCAUUGCCAAACAUAUUGGGGUUGAGGUUUCACUGGAUGACUGGGACCGACUUGGAUUUCAUAUUCCACUACUGCUAAACAUGCAACCAGCCGGUGAACUGCUGGGAGAGGAAUACUAUCGGGCGGGCGGGCUACCCGCGAUUAUGGCGGAGCUGCUAGAUGCUAGGAAGCUGAACCCGGAUGCUUUAACAUGCAAUGGUUACACAGUAGCCGAGAAUGUCCGGGACAAACAUACCUGGGACCGUCGAAUGAUCAAGCCGUACAAUGAGCCACUUCUGGAAGAUGCCGGUUUUCUCCAUCUUCAAGGCAGUCUGUUCCGGUCUGCUAUCAUGAAGACAUGUGUGAUAUCGGAGCCUUUCCGACAAAAGUUCUUGGAGAAUCCCAAGGACCCGAAUGCAUUUGAAGGUACGGUUGUAGUAUUUGAUGGACCGGAGGAUUAUCAUCACCGACUUGAGGACCCUUCCACCCCCAUCGACGACAGAAGUAUCCUGGUGAUGCGCGGUGCUGGCCCAUUGGGAUAUCCAGGUGCCGCCGAGGUCGUCAACAUGCACCCACCUGGACGGCUUUUACGACAAGGGGUCAAAUCGCUUCCGUGCAUUGGAGACGGGCGACAAUCGGGAACUUCCGGCUCACCAUCAAUCCUCAAUGCUAGUCCCGAGGCAGCGGCGGGUGGUAAUCUAGCCCUUCUUCAAGAUGGGGACAGACUCCGUGUUGAUCUAAAUAAACGGCGCGUUGACAUCCUUGUUUCCACGGAGGAACUGGAAAAGCGGAGAAAGACACUAGAAGCCCAAGGAGGUUAUGAUGUGCCGGAAAGUCAAACUCCAUGGCAGGAACUGUUCAGGAGGGAGACGACACAGUUGAGUGAUGGUAUGGUCCUCCGAGACGCGGUAAAAUACCAACGACUUGCCCAGCGAUAUGAGAACCCCCGGCACAAUCAUUGA
This is a messenger RNA of Aspergillus oryzae RIB40, 1728 nucleotides long. RefSeq names its product IlvD/Edd family dehydratase. Gene Ontology annotation, molecular function: hydro-lyase activity. The record is from RefSeq and is a predicted model, not a curated record. Bases 1 to 1728 code for a protein of 575 amino acids. The transcript is spliced from 3 exons. Lineage: Eukaryota; Fungi; Ascomycota; Eurotiomycetes; Eurotiales; Aspergillaceae.